Molecule: messenger RNA, 7479 nt
Organism: Fulmarus glacialis (Northern fulmar)
Lineage: Eukaryota; Metazoa; Chordata; Aves; Procellariiformes; Procellariidae
Product: polycystic kidney disease protein 1-like 2
Biological process (GO): detection of mechanical stimulus
Cellular component (GO): membrane
Molecular function (GO): protein binding; calcium ion binding; calcium channel activity
Source: RefSeq, a predicted model, not a curated record
AUGACAUCUCAAGCUUUUGAAGAAGGCAGCAAAAAGAGUGGUGAUGUGAUAAGCAAGACCAGUACCACACAGGGCACUGAGCUGAGAAUGUGGCUGGGGAUCGCAGUUCUAAUUUCUCUUGCUGUAUGCUUGGCUGUGGAGGAGGCAACUGUUGAUGAAGGAAUCCCUUGCUCAAAGUACCAGCUAGCUUUCAACCAUUCAUGCUAUGAGUUUGUUAGACUCCAGCGUACAUUCACAAGUGCCCAGAGCUGGUGUGAGAGAGGAGGAGGGCACCUUGUCUUUAUUGAAAAUGAGGAAACUCAAGAGUUCUUGCAAAAACAUAUUGCUGAGGAUCAGGAAUGGUGGAUAGGACUGAUCUCAAACUCCUUGCUGAAUGAAACUACUGACGGGUCAAUGAUUUGGCUGGACACUUCAAAUAUAAGCUACAAUAACUGGUACAAGGAUCAGCCAUCUCCCUUCUCAUCCACUUGUGGGUACAUCCUGAAGAAUGCCAAGUAUCAGUGGGGCGUGACUGAAAAUUGCAGCCAGGAAUUUGACUUCAUUUGUGAGUUUGAAUCUGGCCAGAGCAUUGCUUGUGAAAAUCACAAUGCCACUGUACAAUGUGGAUCAGGAGAAGUUAUUCAAAUUGGAGAGAGCUUCUAUGGACGGAAGACCCCUCACUACUGUGUAUCAGAGACUCCUCUCCAGUAUGAUACAGAUGAAGACUGUAGCUGGAUCAGCGUCAAAGACGAAGUAGCAGGCCAGUGUCAUGGUCUUCAGGCCUGCCAGGUGGCAGCGGAUGGCACUUUCUUUGGAGAUCCUUGUCCAGCUUCCAGAAGCUAUUUGUCUAUUCAAUACCACUGCAAGGAAGGUCUGCAGCUCGUUGUAACAGAUACAUGCUUUGUCUUUGAAAGUAUCACGGUCAGUUUGAACUGGCUGCUCUCUCCAUACUCUGGCAACCUUUCCUGUAUCAUUAGCACUGGAGAUGGCCACACUAUUGAUCCUUACUACCCUCUAACACUGCUCAGCAACGUCACAUAUAGAUAUUCAUCUCCUGGAGAAUUUACUGUUUUUGUGGAAUGUACCACCAGCGAAUGGCACGUGACGGCACAGAAGCGGGUGACUGUACAAGAUAAGAUGGAUCAACUAAGCAUUACUGGGUGCUAUAGCCAGUACGAAUCUGGGAACAGCUCUCACUGCCGUACACUGUAUGGGCAGUUGUUGUGGAUUCAAGUUGGACUCAAUGGAGGCAACGGAGUGACCUACAUUAUAUUAGCAGAUAACAUGACACUCACUGAAUCCAGUGCAAAGGAAGGAAUUGUCCCUCACAAUCUGACACUUGACAGUGCCUCUCAAGAGCUGCUAGGCCCAGGGAUACAUCAGCUGGAAAUCCGAGCAUCCAGCAACACAACCUCAUUGGAGAUCUCUGAGAGCAUUGCUGUUCACUUAAUUGAGCCAGUAUCUGGUCUUCAGGCUGCAUUAGCUUCUCACACCCUGCAACCGGGAGAGAAUUUGGAGAUAAAUGUCUCUCUGUCUCAUGGUGCCCCAUAUAAGCUGAAGUUUGAGAUGAUUGGUUCUAAUGAAACUCACUCGUACAACGAAGACGGCCCUCAUGGGGAACCUCGAAUGUACAUCAUUCCCGUGCACUCUGAAGGUACUUACCUAGUGAAAGUGGUGGCCAUGAAUGCCUUCUCAAACAUGAGUCUAGAUCUUGGGUUCAUCACUAUAUUGGCAAACAGUUCUCAUAAAGAAGAUUCUGCUAAGGAAGAAGGCAGCUCCAAAACAAAUAGCCAAAAGACAAAUGAUCACAAAAGAGAAAACAAAAUAUAUAUUAAACCGAGUCGCCAUGUGGAUCCUUUCACAACCGUUACACUUGGCUGGCCAGACAACAACAAUAAUUCCAGUUUUCUCUGGUCCUGUGGAGCUUGCUGGCCUGAGUGGAACGAAUGUGUGCAGCAACAGAUAAUCCUAACCAACCAAACUGAGGUGCAAAUCCCACCUUCCUGCCUUCCUCCUCCAAAGUCGGCAGUGACUGUCAGGGUUACAGUCCGAAACCAUGGCAAUGAAGAGAGGCAGGACGAGCAAUGUCUCUAUGUGACUGCAAAACAAGAACUGCAGCUAGAAAUCAGGUGUGAGGCAAACUGCAAGCCCGUGAAUGCUAGUGAUGAUGUUGUUUUGAGUGUCUCUGGACAGAAGGACUCCCAGGCCAUAUGUUAUAACUGGUAUUUAGAUAACACAUUCCAAACCAAGUCGCCCCUCCCUCUAGCCUGUGGCCUGACUGGUUUCCGGCAGAACUCUUUGAAUUUGCUUCAAAGCAACACAUCCAUGUUGAAAAUUAACAGUUCCUUCUUGCAGACACAGCGAGAAGCUUUUCAGAUUAAAGUAACAGCAAUGACUCAGCAUGGCUACGGGGAGGAAACAUACCUUGUCAGCACCGUGCCUCCGCCUGAGAUCCCCAGUUGUGCUGUGUCUCCCAAGCAGGGAUCAGUGCUCACCACGUUCACAGUCUCCUGCAGCGCUCCUUGCUUGGUGGAUUCAUGCCAGUCCAGUCGUAACAGGCAGUUCACAUACUGCUUCUACCUGAAAUCAAAUUCUCUCCUGCACUGUGGCCCGGAUCCUGAACUCUUCCCAGUUUAUCUUCCACUUGGAGAAAAGGAAAAUAAUUUCAUUUUACAUAUGAAAAUUACCGUUAGCAACAGCUAUGGUGAUACAGUUCAAACUAAUGCUUCGGUGAAGGUUGGACACACAGAUAUGAUCGAUGGGAACCUGACCCUGCAGGCUAUUGUAUCUGAGAAGGCAAACACCAUCCUAAAAGCUGGGAACAACAGCAUGAGUCUUUUCCAGCUGUAUAAGUCAGUGAUAUCAGUCCUUAAUCAGGAAACCCAAGAGGAAAGCUUUAACGUAUCUUUACAGACGGACACACGAAAAGAGCUCCGAGGGCUGAUGCUGACAACUCUUUCUGCUGUUAACGUAACGUCAGUGCAGACUGCUCUUAAGAUGUCAGAAGUAUUGAAAGAAAUCACUUACAGGAGUGACGAGCUGUCUGUCUCAGCACAGGUGGAAGCUAGCAACACUCUAAAAGAUGUCAGUGCUUCCUUGCUCACUGUAAACACAGAGGACAGCAGAGAUGAUCAGAAGUUAAAAGAUGCAGCCAACUAUCUAUUUAGUGCAGUGAGUAAUGUCCUUAAAGCUUCUCUUUGUUGCAAGUUUCCUCCUCCAAUCCUUUCCCAGAGUUCAAUGUCGCACCAGCUCCUGAAUACAGUUGAAAAUCUACAGAGUGCCCUUCUGUUUGGGAAAGAACCGGAUGAUGAACCAACAGUCCUUACCACUCCUUCUGCCACAAUGUAUAUACACAGAUUACAAACAGAAAACAUGGAUGGCACAUCCAUUAAUAUCUCCAAUUCCAGCUCUGCCAGCUUUACUCUCCCACCUGCUUCCUCUCUCAGUGUUUCAGGAGUUGAUGAUGAAACAGUGGAUAUAAGGAUGGUGAGCUUUGCCGUGAAUCCCUUUUUCUCCAGUGACACCAGUUUUGACAUCAGUGGAACAGUGGGAGGUCUAAGUCUUACUGGCCUGGAUGGCUUGAUCAUACCAGUCAGCAAUCUCAAAGAAAACAUUGAGGUAAUGUUACCAAGGCUUUCAGCAACUCAGGAAGAUAAGAUUCUGUUGAAUCUGGGCAAUUUUAGCGCUUUCCAAGUCAAUGUCACCUCAGAAAACACAUCUAUAGUGAUCCACCUGGAAUCUGAACAUGACAUUCCACUAAUACUCUACUUAGGGUACGGUUAUCAUCCAAAUGAAACUAACUAUGAUAUGAAAAAUCAUCUGUUCUGUAAGAAAACUACUAGAGGUGAGACAAACACCUGGGUUCUUAGCCCAGAAGAACUCAUUUUUGGAGAGGGAACCUACUAUUUCAUGGUUUUACAAGAUAUGGGAAUGGAUUCCACAGUCUAUGACAGGCUAAGUAUAGCUGUCACUUGCUUCGCAUCCCGCUGUGUAUUUUGGGAUGAGCACCAGGGGAACUGGAACAGCUAUGGAUGUCAUGUAGGACCAAAAACAAAUCCUAGAAGCACACAGUGCUUCUGCAACCAUCUGACCUUCUUUGGGAGCUCCUUUUUCAUCGUACCCAAUGCCAUAGAUGUUAGCAAAACUGCACAGCUAUUUGGUACCUUUGUGGACAACCCUGUGGUGGUGACAACUGUAGGAUGCAUCUUUCUGAUAUAUGUGCUUGUAGUUAUUUGGGCUCGAAGGAAAGACAUCCAGGAUGAUGCCAAAGUGAAAAUCACAGUACUGGAAGACAAUGACCCCUUUGCUCAGUAUCGUUAUCUUGUGACAGUUUUUACAGGACACCGCCGCGGGGCAGCCACAACCUCCAAGGUGACUCUCACCCUCUAUGGACUGGAAGGAGAGAGUGAGCCACACCAUCUAACUGAUCCUGAUACACCAGUCUUUGAACGUGGAGGAGUGGAUGUUUUCCUACUCUGUACCUUCUUCCCUCUUGGGGAACUGCAGAGUAUUAGAUUGUGGCAUGAUAAUUCAGGGGACAGUCCAUCCUGGUAUGUGAAUCGAGUAUUGGUCCAUGAUCUGGCAUGGGAUCAGAAAUGGUACUUCCUCUGUAACUAUUGGCUAGCCGUUGAUAUUGGAGAAUGUGUCCUAGAUAAAGUGUUCCCAGUAGCUACAGAACAGGACAUGAAGCAGUUCAGCAAUCUGUUUUUCAUGAAGACCUCCAAAGGCUUCCAGGAUGGGCACAUUUGGUACUCGGUUUUCAGCCGCUCCCCACGAAGCUCCUUCACACGAGCCCAGCGCGUGUCAUGUUGCUUCUCACUGCUUCUCUGCACCAUGCUGACCAGCAUCAUAUUCUGGGGAGUGCCAAAGGAUCCAGCUGAGCAGAAAAUGGAUUUGGGUAAGAUCGAGUUCACAUGGCAGGAAGUGAUGAUUGGCUUUGAGAGCUCCCUCCUCAUGUUCCCCAUCAACCUGCUCAUUGUGCAGAUCUUCAGGAACAUACGAUCCCGGCCAGCCAUGCAGGGGAGAGAGAAGCAGCCGGGAAAGAAUGGUCGAGUGUCCCCAAGCCUACCUCCCACCCCACAGGUCACCCAGGCUGUCUCACUCACUCCAGAGGCCGUGAUAAAGGAUAUAAGAAGAAUUGCCAACUCCCUCUUUAAAGCCCUGAAGACUCCAUCUCUCUCUUCAGUAUCAGAUCUUGGAAAAUCAACUAACAUCAACACACUUUUGGCAUUGGUUGAGGACAUCAUCUGCCAGCAGAACAGAGCUGGGCAAGAGUUUUAUGAUGAGAGCAAAAAGAAGGAUGACCCUAUAAUUGUCACAUUAGGUGCUAUGGAUAUACAAGAAAAAACAAGAAGCCCAACUCCAGAGAAGGGAAUGUGUGAGCAACUGAAAUACAGUGAUUACAAUCGCUGCUUGUACAUUCAACUCCAGCAUGUAGAGAUGGAGCUGGAAUUACUGGGGCCCCAUAAAUUUCAGAUGCCUCAGAGUUACACACAAGCUGUUCGUCAGGUUCAGCACAUGAAGAACCUCCUGGAGAACCAGAUUUGCUCAUCAACGUGGUCCCUUACUCCAAGCUUCUCCAGUGAUGGCAAGAAAAGUUCUUCUUCCAAAGGGCUGCCCUGGUGGUUUGUAUUCAUUGCUUGGUUCCUUGUUGCAGCCACCAGUGGUGUCUCUGGGUUCUUUACCAUGCUCUAUGGGCUGCAUUACGGCAAGGAGAACUCCAUCAAGUGGCUGAUCUCCAUGGCCAUCUCCUUCUUGGAAAGUCUUUUCAUCACACAGCCCUUAAAGGUGCUGGGAUUUGCUGCUUUUUUUGCUCUGGUUCUGAAGAAGGUGGAACAUGAGGAUGAAGAAAACACAGCUAUUGUUGGGCCUUUAUCUGCACCAGGUGAUUCAAAUCCUCUCUUUGGAGCCCGAAGGGACAGUAGAAGCAAUAUUUACCGGCCACCUCCUGCAGUUGAUGUGGAGAAAAUGAAAAUCAGCUGCAUGAAGGAGCAGAAAGCAUUUGCCCUCAUCAGAGAAAUCCUGGCCUAUCUGGGGUUUUUAUGGAUGCUGUUACUGGUUGCCUAUGGGCAGAGAGAUCCCAAUUCCUACUACUUAAACAAACACAUUGAGAACAGCUUUACAGAUGGAUUCCACGAUGUCUACAGUUACCAGGAUUUUUUCACGUGGGCAAACACUACCUUAGUCAAAAAUCUUUAUGGAUCAUAUAAAGGAUUCAUUACAGAUGGCAAUUCCAAGCUGGUGGGUAGUGCUCGAAUUCGCCAAGUAAGAGUGAAAGGAGACACCUGCCCUAUUUCCCAAACUCCAUGCCAUGCUCCAUAUUCCCUACAAACAGAAGAUACAUCAGAUUAUGGAGAACACUGGAAUACUUCGGUCAUCGAUAACUCCUCUGACUUGAGCUCAGCAUGGCAGUAUCAGAGUCAGUCCAAACUGAGAGGGCACCCCAUCUGGGGCAAACUUGCCAUCUACAGGGGAGGGGGAUAUGUGAUUCACCUGGGAACUGAUCCUAAGACUGCCUCCAGAAUUCUCCAGUACCUUUUCAAAAACGUCUGGCUAGACACCUUCACAAGAGCAGUGUUUGUCGAAUUUACAGUCUACAAUGCCAAUGUGAACCUGUUCUGCAUUAUAAGCCUGAUGUUUGAAACCAAUGCUUUAGGGGCCUUCUUCACAAGCGCAGAGCUGCAAAGUGUCCGGCUUUACCCAUACACCAACAGUCUCCACAUCUUUGUGGUUGCAGCAGAAGUAAUUUAUUUCCUCUUUAUUGUGUACUACAUGAUAGUACAGGGAAAACUGAUGAAGAGUCUGAGAUGGAGAUACUUCCACAGCAAGUGGAAUCUCCUGGAGAUGGCCAUUAUAUUGAUUAGCUGGAGUGCCCUGUCAGUGUUUGUGAAGCGGACAAUCCUUGGGACCCGAGACAUCAACUACUACCAGGAACACAAAGAGGACUGUGUAAGCUUUAAUGAAACAGCAAGAGCUGAUGCAGUUCUUGGCUACCUGAUUGCAUUCCUAGUGCUUCUCUCCACAGUGAAACUGUGGCAUCUCCUGAGGCUCAACCCUAAACUAAACAUGAUCACUUCAACUCUAAGGAGGGCAUGGGGUGAUAUCUCUGGAUUCAUCACUGUUAUUGCAAUCAUGUUCCUCGCCUAUUCCAUUGCUACAAACUUGAUAUUUGGCUGGAACCUCUACUCUUACAAAACUCUCUUCGAUUCUGCAGAGACCAUGGUCAGUCUUCAGCUGGGAAUCUUCAACUAUGAGGAGGUCUUGGAAUACAAUCCAAUUUUAGGCUCAUUCUUAAUUGGAUCCUGCAUAAUUUUCAUGACAUUUGUGGUACUAAAUCUGUUCAUUUCGGUGAUUCUGGUUGCUUUUAGUGAGGAGCAGAAGCACUACCAGGCUUCAGAAGAAGAGGAGAUUGUUGAUCUAAUGCUAAUGAAACUUUUCAGUUUCUUCGGGAUUAAAUGCAAGAAGGAAGAGAAGCCAGUCACUAAUGAUCAAUUGAAAUAA